CGUGACGUCAGCGGCCAGUGAGGUUUCAUAAGGGCCGGCGGCGGCAGGCGGCCCGUCAGACGGUUCCGGCGGUAGGAGCGGAGGUGUGUCCCGGCGCGGCCGUGGUGGUGUCGGUGGUGGUGCUGGUGGUGCGCGGCCUGAGCGUCUCGCCAUGACCCGUGGGAACCAGCGUGAACUUGCCCGCCAAAAGAACCUGAAGAAAACUCAGGAGAUCCACAAAGGCAAAAGGAAAGAGGAUAGCUUGUCUGCUUCUCAGAGAAAACAGAGAGACUCUGAAAUCAUGCAGCAAAAGCAAAAGGCGGCUAAUGAAAGGAAGUCUCUGCAGGCAGGAGCGAAAUGAUCUGCCUCUAUGGAUAAGACAGAGUGCAUCGGGGAAGCAGAAGGGCCUGGAAGAUCAAAGAUCAUUCAUAGAAGUGUCUGGCCAUUAAAUGAUUAAACAUUUAUUGUGCAGAGUUGUUCAAUUAGCAUUAGUGUAGAGUAUUUUCUGAUUACUAUAGGCUUAGUUCUCUGGAGUGCUGUUUCAAAACUGACUACAGUCUUCUGCAUGUGUAUGAAUAAAAGUACCAAGCAGUAGCUUUACUCCAGCUUUUGCUGCAUUUGUUAGUUUGACUUAAUGGUUCCAGUAUCAGAAUUUCUGAAUCUGCAGUUAGACCAAAUAUGGCUGUCUCAGUUCUUGAAAGUACAGCUUCAUUCAGAAUGUGCAUAACUUUCAGAGGUCUGAACUGUAAAUCUCAUCUUGAAAUAUUUUUUCAAUAAAAUGUUGCAUGAAAUACUGUCUAACCUGAAA
Molecule: messenger RNA, 787 nt
Organism: Lepidothrix coronata (blue-crowned manakin)
Lineage: Eukaryota; Metazoa; Chordata; Aves; Passeriformes; Pipridae
Product: small EDRK-rich factor 1-like
Exons: 3
Coding region: 152-340 (62 amino acids)
Source: RefSeq, a predicted model, not a curated record